Molecule: messenger RNA, 1041 nt
Organism: Peniophora sp. CBMAI 1063
Lineage: Eukaryota; Fungi; Basidiomycota; Agaricomycetes; Russulales; Peniophoraceae
Source: the annotation of a GenBank genome assembly
AUGACCCCGAUUCGCAAUGCACGCUAUAUCCUAACUGGUAUUCCUCAGGACUACCCGGAGGAGGGCAAGCACAUGCGAUACGAUGAUUCUCAGACGAUCGAACUCGACAACGAACCAUUGAAUGGCGGUGUUCUCAUCAAGACUCUCGUCGUGUCGCUUGACCCAUAUCUACGCUCAAGGAUGCGUGAUGCAGGUGUCGAGGGCUACGUGCCCGCCUUCCCUAUGAACGGCCCUUUUGAAAGCAGUGCUGUAGGCCUUAUCGUCCGCUCUGAGCACAAGGACUUUGAGGCAGGCGAUCAUGUUACGAGCGCGGCCGGCUUCCCGCAUCAAGAGUACUUCGUCUGGAAGGACAUGUCGGAUUUGCAGAAGCUGCCGUCGGAAGAGGGCUUGCCCUGGUCACUCUACAUCGGCGUACUCGGUCUACCUGGGCAGACAGCUUACAUGUCCUGGAAGGAGUUCUCGCACGCAAAGAAAGAGCAGACGAUAUUCGUGUCGACGGCCGCCGGGGCCGUCGGCAGUGUCGUUGUCCAGCUUGCGAAGAUGGAUGGUCUCAAAGUCAUCGCGUCUUCUGGUUCGGAUGAGAAAGCCAAGUUUGCUCGCGAAUGUGGCGCAGACGUGAGCUUCAACUACAAGAAGCAGAAUACGGAGGAAAUUCUUCGGGAACAUGGCCCAAUUGAUAUUUAUUACGAUAAUGUGGGAGCGCAAACUCUCGAUCUGGCAUUCAAGUAUGCUGCGAAACAGGCGCGAUUCAUUAUAUGCGGCAUGAUCACCACUCUUAACGAAGGUCGUAAGACUUACGCAUUCCAGAACAUUUUCGAGAUCGUGGCGAAGGAGAUAUCCUUGCAUGGGUUCUUGUGGGCAAGUCUCAGGCCACGCUACGUGAAACAGUUCUUCGAUGAGGUACCGAAGCUCGUCCGGGAGGGCAAGAUCAAGUAUCAGGAAGAUAGAUCUUAUGGUCUCGACAAGGUUGGCGAGGCCUUGUUGCAGGUUCACACGGGCGUGAACCACGGCAAGAAAGUUGUCGUGGUGGCCGAGGACUAG